This is a messenger RNA of Anopheles coluzzii, 2795 nucleotides long. Its product is annotated as putative polypeptide N-acetylgalactosaminyltransferase 9. The record is from RefSeq and is a predicted model, not a curated record. Gene Ontology annotation, cellular component: Golgi apparatus. The coding region runs from base 851 to 2740 and encodes 629 amino acids. Lineage: Eukaryota; Metazoa; Arthropoda; Insecta; Diptera; Culicidae. The transcript has 6 exons.
UUGCAUCAAGAUUACGAUCAGUUUGCUACACGUGCUCGAGGAAGCACGGCACAAAGCACAUGACGCUCCGUUUUCCAGCCGCGCAAUGGCCAAGUGUCGGCUCUGUUUACCAAACAAAGAGAACACCACGUCAUAUCAACGAGUUACGUCCGGCCAAAACGUUUGUAGUAAACAAAACCUUUAUGUUUCGGGCUCACAACUCCCGUCGUUCCAUCACAGCUGUGAGGAGCAUGUAAAUGAAGUGAUAUGUGUUUACAUUUUCUAAAUUUGUUUACAGCCCAACCCUUUUUCAAGCAGAGAUGCCACGUGUAUCGAACUGUACUGCAACGUCACGGACUGUGUAUGUGUGUGUAUGUUUUGAAUAUGAUGCUGCUUCUCAUCGCUUUAGAUCGCACUUUAUAACCCCGAAGGCAUAGAUACGCCGUGAAGAGGUGGCAAGAAGGGACAGCUGCAAAGCAAAUGGACAGCUAAGCGACACACUGGUUGUAAUAUGGCACGAGGACAAAGCGCACAACCGGCCACGUAUGGCAGUGAUAAGCGAUAUAAGCUAACGAUAGCACCGGCACACGUUGACUUAGGUGUCUAGUGAAUGAACAGCUUUGUUGGCUAGUGAUAUGCGAGGUUAAUUUCCCUACAUAAACUGUUACACUUCAACAUUCAACUACAGUUUGAGAGACCCACCAACAUCAAGAAGCAGUUUUAUCGCACAGUAACAAAUGUACUGUUUUCACUGAUUCAACCUUUCCGAAAUGUUCAAGAUAAGAGACAACGACAUGAAACAAGUAAAUUACAUUGAUGUAGCAUCAACGCAUCACAGUGCUAUUUUGGGUUGUGUUGGACCUGCCAGUAAAUGGACCACAUGCUACAGUCCCAGUCUGGUACGGUGCGUUGGUGGGAGCUUGUCUUCUGUUUCGUUACACUUCUCCAAACAUGUCCCAAGUUUAGCUUCAAUAUGAGAUUCGGUCCCUCGUACCGCUUCACCUUGUGCCGGUCUGAGUUGAUUCUACUUUUCCUACUUGCCAUCGCCCUAGUGCUUAUCGUACAUCAAUAUUCUCGGGCAGUGUUGCAGCAGGUAUCGGUGGUAUCUUCCGAGCCCCACUAUAAACGUCAACAAGCACCCCAACAUGUCGCCACGGCUCAUCAUGCCCCACCAGGACACAUGGGAGAACCGGUAACGCUACCACAAGAGCAGGGAAACAUACCGGACAGCGUGCAGGAACAGAUUGCACUCGGCUGGCAGCGGCAAGGUUACAAUCAGUUUGUUUCGGAUUUGAUCUCCGUGCGGCGGGAACUGCCCGAUGUACGCGAUCCCUGGUGUCGCGAACGAAAGCGAUCAGCAUUGCCACCGGUCUCUGUUGUGAUUGUGUUUCACGAUGAAGCUCUGUCGGUGCUGUUACGUACUGUGCAUUCCGUUUUGAACCGUACACCACCGGAACUGGUACAGGAGAUCUUGCUGAUAGACGAUUGGUCCAGUUUGGUACAACUGAAAACAUUCCUGGACGACUACUUUCUGCCGUACAGUGACAAGGUGCGCAUUCUGCGAACUCCAAAAAGGCUUGGACUGAUUACGGGACGAAUUUUCGGCGCAAAACGUGCAUCGGCCGACUACCUGCUCUUCCUCGAUGCGCACUGUGAGUGUCUCGCGGGUUGGCUAGAGCCUUUGCUGGAACUAGUGGCCAGCAAUCAGGAGAACAGGAAAGUGGUCGCAGUACCCACCAUCGAUUGGCUGAACGAGACCACAUUGGCGCUUCAAGUAGGCGCUUCCAGUGGACUGUACGGAGCGUUCGAUUGGAAUCUUAGCUUCCAGUGGCGACCACGGUACGAUCGACUUCAGGUCCCACAAGAGAACUUGCUCGAACCAUUCGACACACCAGUUAUGGCGGGUGGACUGUUCUGCAUUGAGAAGGCAUUUUUCGCCCAACUCGGCUGGUACGAUCCCGGGCUGCAGGUUUACGGUGGUGAAAACAUGGAACUAUCCUUCAAGGUGUGGAUGUGUGGUGGAGCGAUCCGAACGGUGCCCUGUUCCCAUGUCGCCCACAUCCAGAAGCGUAAUAAUCCCUACAUUGGGAGCUACACCAAGGAACGGGACCUAACGAUGAGGAACAGUCUACGAGUUGCUGAAGUGUGGAUGGAUGAGUAUGCCGAAUUUCUCUAUCGCCUGCAUCCCGAUUAUCGAGCUCUUCUAGCAUCGCGAACUUCACACUCGCUAUCAAACGUAAAUCUCGACGCUCGUCGACAGCUUCGUAGUGAGUUGGGCUGUAAGUCUUUUCGCUGGUAUCUGCACCACGUGUUUCCCGAGCAGGACGAUCCAUCCGAGGCGCAGGCGGCGGGUUGGAUCCGGCAUGAAAACGAAGCCGGCCAACUCUGUCUCACCUGGCCGAUGCGCGAUCGUUCGUUGGCUUUGCUGCACUGCCAUGGGUUAGGGGGGCAACAGAUUUGGUUUCACCGCAAAACGGGAGAGAUCGCCAGAGAGGGACACUGGCUGGGUGUGGACAGUGGUAAUAAACCGCAAGAAGCGGAGGUGACGAUCGCACUCUGCAGCUCCGAGGGUAGCUCCGGCGCCUAUAGAUGGCUCUAUCGUCGACAGACAGGCCAGCUAGUGAAUGUUGCCAGCGGACUGUGUCUAGUGCCAGCGGAUAAUAAUUUUCGCGUGACGGUGGAACGGUGUGAGUCGCCUGAUCGAGAGAUCUUUACACAUUCCAAUCGUCAGCGGUGGACUUUUCAAAUUGAUGAUAUAUGAGAGAGGUGUGUGUUUUUUUAAGAGGAUCAAUAAAAUUAAUUAAAAAUAAAACCGA